CUCCAGCUGGGCAGUUGCGGCUCACUCGGCCUGACAGUAGUACGUGUGUGUGUAUGUGUCGUGCGUCCAGUCUUUUUUUUUUCACUUCACUCGCCGGAUUUAACGAACUGGAUCUACGUGUGCUUUCCUACAGGAGGUGGAGGGCUUGAGGUUGUUGUGGUGCUGGAGCUGCGUUGACCAAGAUUGUUGCAGAAAGUUGUCGUGGUUACAAAUAUAGAGGGACGACCCUUGAUGACCCCGUGGUCGUCCUGAUGCUCUCGCUCACAGUGUGCGGAUUCGGGACCAGGCCCUCUGCUCCAUUGAAAAUGGUGUUAUCAUGGAGCGUAGAGAGGGGGUCGCUGCUGGUGGUGGUGGUUCAUCUACUUCACCUCUCUACCAUCUACGCUCACCCCACCAACACUGUGAGUUCUACCUCUACUCAUCUACUGGACUUUGAGAUCGUUCCUGUCACUAAUUUCUCCUGCGCUGGGAAAGUGAUCGGUGGUUACUAUGCAGAUGUCUACACCAGCUGUCAGAUGUUUCAUGUGUGCACGCUCAACGAGAAAGGCGAUAUUCACGACUACACAUUCCGAUGCUUAGUGGGAACGGUGUUCGAUCAGGAGACUCGUGUGUGUGAACGUUCAGAUGAGGUAGACUGUAGCAAGUCAGAGUCCUUCUUCUAUCUCAACAAUGAUCUCUACGGUCCCGGCAUCAUCCCAUCCACGGCAGACUCGGAGGGCAACCCCAGCGCCGCUAAAGUGCAGGUUCUGGACCCCACUGUCGCCCUAAUGGGGGCUCCUGACCCUCCCACAGUCCCUCCUGAUACUUCGGAAGCUACACCCCCACCUGUUCCACAUUCCCAACCCCCGUCCCUGCCAGCACCCACUAGUUCCCCACUACCUCCUGUGAGCCCUCCCGGAGUUACUGCCUCUACUACUCGGAUGUCCACCUCUACCUCUUCCUCAGUUACAGCUGCCUACUCCUUUCCACCCCUGCCUUUUACUGUCAGCAGAACGUCUACUUCUGUGUCUGCUUCUUCACGCGUCCGCAUCCAGACGCCCCUUGCACAGAUCUCCCUCCAGCAAGGUGUGGACCACUCUGUCCUACCUGCGCCCCAUCUGCGGCCCUCCCUGCUCCGCCUCGCAGCUGAAGCUCAAAACGCAGCACUAGCUGCAAAGAUAUUAGAGGGUCACAGUUCAACCUCGCCCCCCCCGGUCACCGUUCAGACGCCCGCUAACUUCGAGGAUGUUCCCAGACUCUCUGUAUUCCAUCUUGAUACUUCUGGUGCUGGGGCCACUAAUAAUAAUGGUGGAUCUUCUCCUCAUAGACAGAAAAGACAAUUGACAUUUCGAGCUCGAAACUUUUCACCUUCUUUAACACAGGAAGAUUUUACUUUGCUUGCAGCCGCUGCUCCUACUUCUUUCGGACUUGAUAACCAAGACCACACAGUAACUUCUAUGGACAAUUUUCAAAGAACCAUUACCUCGAGGGGUCGAAACAGGUUUAGGCAAUCAGACCCUCAUGAUCAGCAGCCUCAGAUAAUUAGGCAACGAGUUAGAGAUAGUUCCUUACGACCACAGCAUGGUCAGGCUGCAGUCAGGCAGAAAAGCAACUCUUUACAAGAUUUACAAAAUGACAGUCUAAUACCUGUCAGACAAAUCAGGCCUCAAACAAAUGUACGAAGAAUUAGACCAACAACAGAUUUUCAGAUUGAGCAAUUUAUUAGUGAUAGACAAUUUAAACCUCAGGUGAUAGGUAGGCAAAGUGACCCAUCUGUAACAUCUAGACAGAGAGGUAGGGUUCGCGUUUCAAGGCCAACUAGCCAUGCUAAAGUGACAAGACGCAGGCCAGUGCCUCAGACUUCUGCACCAGUUUCUUCUUUACGUAGUCAUGUGCAUCAUGCCAGCUUCUUAAGUGACAGUGUUUCAGAGACUCCCUUGCAGCUAGCUGACCCUACUCCAGUACCACGCACAGUCAUGACAGCCAAAUUCCCCCCUGACAGCCACAUCAGGGUCAUUGACGGGGAUGAGGCAACACCUAGGACAGACAUCACCAGUACUGCCGACUUCAUUACUACAUCAUCACCAACACCGUUUGUGUUUCCUGAAACGAGUUUCUCCUGCAAAGACAAGAUCAUAGGUGGAUUGUAUGCUGAUGUAGAAACAGGAUGUGUUGUUUUCCAUAUCUGCUCAGUGGAACCAGAUGCAAGCACCAAGGACAACAAGUUUGUGUGUGGCGUUGGGACUUUGUUUGACCAGAAGAGCCGCACAUGCCAAACUGCUGCUCUUGUUGACUGUGCCAAGGCCCCCUCUUUCUACUAUCUCAAUGAGCCAGUCAGACAUAUAGUUAAUGUAGAACUUGCAGCUCAAUUCCCUGAACACGAGUUUGAGUUCCCUCGUAUCCCCUCCUCUCCCCUCACCUUCUCCCGACGACGAGGUCGUCGCAGUGCAGAUGGCAAUAUUGAUCUGUGUCGCAGUCGUCCUCUAGGCACACCACUGGCAGAUCUUACUACUGGCUGCCAAGACUUCACAGUCUGUGAGGCUCUGAGUGAUAAUAGAUUAGUGGAAAAGCGCCUCUCAUGCAAGAAAGGAUACCUCUUCUCACAGCUCCGGCAACGUUGUGCACUUGCUAAAAAAGUGAACUGUGCCAAGGAGACUUUAGGUGAAAUUCUUGGAAUGAGAAGCAGUCAAAAUUACAGCAGAAAAAGACGUGCCGCCGCUCUCUUUCAGUCUCGCAGAUUUCGCCGAGCAGCCCUGCCUCCCUUGGCCAAUUUGGUUAUCACACCGGGGGUAGAAGAUGCACGUGCACGCCGGGCUCUCUUUAACCUUGCUGCACUUCAACAGUGGACCCUAGAAAAUGCCCAACAUUCAACUUUCAUUGAAGUGUAUGCCUUACAAACUGAUGGAAAAGAUCAUUAUCCAAAGAAAGUUUAUGUCGAUACUAUGGUUCCUCUUUCUAGUUCCGAGGCAGUACAGCGGUAUGGCUAUGUAUAUCGCAAAAAGAGAGAUGUAUCUAAUAUCACUGUAGCAGAACAAGUACUUACUAGUAAUACAACCAAGGUACAAGAAAUGAUUACUCAAACUCCUGUAGUAACAUCUGGAAAUUCAGAUGAAGCUGAAGACAAAGUUCAGCCAGUUGAUAUCUUUGUAAAUAAAUCAUCUCAAGGCUUCUUCAGUGUUCCUACUAUUACUACUACAACUAUUGGUUCAACGCCAACAGCUCUACCAACAGUAACUGUUAGUAGAAGAAAAGACACAUCAGAUUCAUUUGUUAGUCCAACUCAACCAGCAAUACCCACAACAUUAUCAACUGUCACAAUAUCCCCAGAACAUACUAUUUUUAAAACAACAUCCACAGCCACAGUUACUAUAAUUCCUAUAACUGUGACUGUUACAACUACAAAAACCAUUGUACCUGAAUCACUGAUCAAUAUGCACACAGAACUUUCCCCAACAGGAACAGCACUUGAAACAGCAAUAACACAGAUGCCAGUAUCUGUGACCACACCUCUUCCACCACCAUCUACAACAGCAGCAAUAGUUGAUUCUGUUUCCAAAGUUAUUUCCACAUCACCACCAGAAGUGAAGCCAACAGCUUUUCCAAAUAACUCACAAAAUAACACAUUUGAAAUGCAACCAGCAGCAGCUGGACCUGUCUCUAAUUCUGAUUCUUUGCCUCUCCAAAAUCCAACUGAAAAUCAAACUUUACCAUCCAUUACAAAUGGUACUGUGGUACAAAAUUUCACUGAAAGUACAAUAGCUCCAUCAACAAGUCCUGAAGUGAGUGUAUCUUCAUCUACUUCAAGUACACCUGUGGCUGUUAAUGAAACUGAAAGUACUAAUGUUACAGAAUCCAGUGGAAGUGUAGCAUUUUCUUCCACUACUGAAGGUGUUCAGCCUAAUGAAGUAGUGACAACCACUGCUGCAACCACCGUAGCUACAGCUUUGGACACAAGUACAAAAAUAAGUCAGACAGUAAAUGUCACAGUUUCUGCUAAUGAAACAGUUGCCACUACUACUGAAAGUAUUAUAGACUCUGUUAAUGCCACAUCAACUGUGAAGCCCUCAAAAGAUGUGGAUGUGUCAGUGAACUCUUCAACAACAUCAGUAACUCCUUCUUCUGUCACUCCACAGGGGCCUUUCACUAGAGAAAACUUACCUGAAACUAAUUUCACCUGCAAAGAUAAAAAGUUGGAGCAGUUUUACCCUGAUCCUGAAGCCAAUUGUCAGGUGUUUCACUAUUGUUCCCCAGGGUUUGUCAAAAAACAAGUUCUUGACCUGAAAUUCCUAUGCACUGGUGCAACUAUGUUUGAUGUUAAUACCCAAAAAUGUGAAGAUAUGGCAAGUGUCACUUGUGGUGAUGACAAACCAACUACACUUGGUAUCAAAACUACUAAACCUACAGAAAAUACCACCGAAGCUCCAACAUUGUCUCCUGCUGCAGCACAUAAUGAGUCUGUCAUACUGGAAGUGCCAGUAAAUAUCACAACUGAAACAAGUGUGGUAAAUGUUUCUCACAUAACUUCUUUUGAAUCAGUAACACCUGAAAACAUUACUACAUCAAACAUAAUUUCUGAAGUAUCAACAACUGAAAGUACUCUAGUAGCACCUGAAGGUAAUGCCACCACCAAACAUGAAAACUGGAAUAGUACUGAAUCACUGCAUCAUAUUUCUGUUACUAAAAUCACUGGUGAAGAAAGCAAUAUUACACAGUUUUCAGAAGCUACUGAACAGUCAGUCCCAGAAACCACCACGGUAACAGAAGAUCCCUUACUAAUGCGGCCUGAAGAAACAGUUAUUGAAGCCGGAGAAUCCACUAGUACGACAGUGGAGCCCUCGUAUGAACUAAUAACAGAGACAUACACUCCAGAGACUGAAGCAGUAACUCCCCAAAAUAUCAGAGAAGAUAUCUCCACCAGCAUAUUAAAUCUCGAGGAUGGUUCUCUCACUAUAACUGAAUUUUCACUUCAAGAUAAUCCAGAAAUAUCUACAGACCUGAGUUCAAUGUUUCAAAAUGAUAUUGUAUUUGAAACAACAACAGCAGCUGAAGAAUUAGCUGAUAUUUCAACAACAGAAUUAAAUGUAAAUAAAGCAGCAACUGCCACACACACUAAUUCUUCUGUAUCCAUCCCAGAAACAUCAACAUCUAUUUCAGUAUCAACUGAUAUAUCAGCAUUCAGUAAUCAUUCAGCAUCAAGCGAAGCCUCAAUGUCCAGUAAUGUGUCGAUGUCCAGUGAUGUGUCUUUGUCUGUCAAUCACAAUACAACAGAAGCGGCAGCAUUGUAAAGUCCAGCACAUAUGGACUAGAAGGGUAUUAAUGGCAUGUUACGAUUCAUGUCUGUAUUAUUAUAAUUUUGUUUAUUUAUUCUUGAUAAAUAUCACUAUUAGGGUUAUGUGAGAAUUAUGCCUGUUAAUCAUGAUAUUCCGUGCCAAAAAUAUUUGCCUACACUAGAUUCUAGAAGCACAUAACAUUCCACAUGGUAAAAAUUUCCAUCUCUGUGAUACAAUAUUGAUGUAGGUCAAGACUGCAAAUGGGAGAAUCAUGUAUCCCGUUUUUUUUUUUUUUUUUUUUUUUUUUUUUUUUAGAAAAUACUUUUACUUACUCUAAUGAUGAAAUCAUGUCUUACUGUAUGCUGGAUGUGUAAUACUCAGAUUUUUCUCCAAUUUCUGUUUCUGUUAUUAGUUAUAUCCCAUGUCCUAUUCACUUCAAGCACUGUACUCUGAACUCCUAAAAUAGUCAAUAAGUUAUAAGAAAUUUGGAGUCUCAGAGGGUUAUGUCUGUUAUAGACAAUUUGGUCAGGGAGGUUGUGUUUAUAGCUUCAUUGCUUCAGUCAUAUUAGUAUGACAAAUAUAAGCCCAUUUCUGUAAAUCUGUAAUAAUGUAGCUGUUAAUGUCUUCAAGGAAUAAUAGUGAGAUAAUUUCAGAUUAGAAAAAGCCGACUUACAGCUAAAGUUGUACAUUUUUAAGUAUGCUGGCUCGUCAGAGCUGUUUGUGUUUUUUUCUAGGCAGCUAGAAUUUUUCAGUAUAAUUUUUGGACUCAGACUUCCUUAUGACUUUCAUUCUGACUCGAAAAGAGUAAUUAGUGCUUUGAUAUAACUAGACACUACAUAACAGAAGCAAACAAGAUAUGUUGGUGGCAGUAAAUAUAGCAGGGAUGUAGAUUAUCCAGAUGUUGUGAAUUCAGUUGUUUUUACAUUUUCAUUUAAAUGAUAGUGCCAGAUUUAUAUGAAUGACUUAUUUUAUUGGACAUUUGUUCUUAUAGUACAGUACUGUAUCUUCUAGCUUUAACUACUUCCAUGUACAGCCUUACCAGUUGAUCGUCUUAUAUUAGGGCUUAAGACUACUGUAGUUUACCUCUUAUCUUUUCAAUUUUUAUAUUUCAUCUUAUAUUUUCAAUUUUAUUUUGGGUCUAGAUGCAAUACACAACACAAUUGUACAUUUUUGAGUGUUGGAUAUGAUUUUCACUGUCUUGUUGCAGUUUAACAAUGAAGCACAAGUCAAAUGGUUCGUGUUUUCAUACGUAUUUAUACACCAGUAUCCACAACCAGAUUAAGUUUCCUGUUUCUUAUUUGCUAAUUGCAUAUUUAACUUUUGCUUAGGCUCAUUAAAGGCUGCCUAAUGAGCACUCACCUCAAACAUUUCAUUCAGUUAAAAACAAUAUACAUAGUACAGGAUUUUAUAAGAUGCUAUUAUACUGUUUAAUAUAUACAAACUGAAAUUCCUACAAAUAUAAAGCAUUACAGGUAGAAAAUAAGCAGUAUUUGUCAUAACAUUUUUCAGUACAUAUACUGUAUUGUAUGUUAAAUAUAACAAUAUGAAAGGCACUAUAUUCUCUUGAUAAUAACUUUCAUGUGUGCAGGUAGAAAAAAGUGCUGUAUAAAUUUCAAGGAAUUUAAAAGCAAAAUUGGUUGAAAGUAUAGAUCGAUGCAUGCAAGGGAAUAAUUAGAAAUAUUACAGUAGUGAUUAAAAAUAAGCUGGAAAUUAUACCUUAUAAUUUAAGUAAACAUAGAUUAAUCAUGUUCUGACUGAAAAUAACUUAGAGACAUAUUGUAUGACAGAUGUAGAUUAAUAUAACUUAUUAUAUAGGGUAGAUCUCUAAGACAUCCGUACAUGUAUGUGAUUUUUCUUUGUAUUUACCAUUUCAAUUUUUUGAUUGUAUGAAUGCAAGCAAAUGUCAUAUCCAUGUUUGUCAACAAUUAAUUGGUUUUACAUGCAAAUUUGCAAUACUUUAUAUAGUAUAUAUAUGAUGCAUAACAUCUAACUUUAAUGGUGAACAAUCACAUUGAUAUUAAUUGCCAUCAAAAGAGUUAAAUGAGGAUGAGUAUAAGUCUGGUUGUGGACAUGCCUGUCUUCCGGAUGCUGUGGACUAAUGGAGCUUCUUUCUUAACUUGUACAUCUCAUUUUUUGUAAUCACAAUGAUGCCAACUUUCGUCUAGGAAUAUUGUCGACUAUAACGUUCCUUAUGUCAUUAAAUUAUACAAGGACCUUCUUCAUACAUACUCAUUUGUAUGAUACAGCUAGUUAGUAGAGGCUUACACUCAACAAAGCAGUGAUAGAUGAGUUUUCCAUACAGCCAUUUAAAACAUCAAAAUCAUUACUGAUAUGGCUGUGGUUGAUAUUUUUAUUCCUAUUUUUUCCUUCUAGAUCUGAAGAGACUAGUGAUUUUGAUCUAUAAAUGACAAUAGUAUGAUAAAUUUUGUGCUUAUUGAUGUUAAAUGAUCUGUGGGUUUAGCACUCUGUGAAAAUAAUAAUUAGUGUGCAUCAUAAAAAAUCCAAAUCACUAUUCUUGUCACAGUGAUGUGAUAGUCUGUAUGAUUACAAGUAAGUCUGAAUUUUUCAAUGAGAUUCAAGUUCACAGUUUUGUAAAUAAGAGAUGAAUCUUAUUGAGACUUUUAGCUAAAGUUAAAAUAUCCAUGUCUUGGCACAAAUGACUUUUUCCUGCCUUUUUUUUUUUUACAUUUGUGAUGAUAUUUAUUGUAGCAUAUACUGUAUGAUUUCUGCAUUGUCUUCAUCCCUGAUUCCUUUAUCCUGCCUCUCAGUAAACACUGAACACUUUGUUAUGCCAUUGUAUUUUUUUCCAAGAGAAAAAUUUCAAACUUGUGUUUUGAAUAUCAUUGAUUUACAGUGUUUCUAGUAUAGAUACAAAAUAAAUAUUUUAUUAUUA
Cherax quadricarinatus is the source of this 8142-nucleotide messenger RNA. Its product is annotated as mucin-2-like. Gene Ontology annotation, cellular component: extracellular region. NCBI's taxonomy places the organism in Eukaryota, Metazoa, Arthropoda, Malacostraca, Decapoda, Parastacidae. Gene Ontology annotation, molecular function: chitin binding. The record is from RefSeq and is a predicted model, not a curated record.